Molecule: messenger RNA, 897 nt
Organism: Lycium barbarum (goji berry)
Lineage: Eukaryota; Viridiplantae; Streptophyta; Magnoliopsida; Solanales; Solanaceae
Product: extensin-like
Exons: 3
Coding region: 1-897 (298 amino acids)
Source: RefSeq, a predicted model, not a curated record
AUGGGAGAAGAUGAAAUUUUGCAGAUCGCAUCAAGUGAUAAAAAUGACCGACAUCGGAGUAAUAGUUUGCCUGGGAAAAGUACUAUUAAGAUUAAGCGCGGGAAGAAUACUACCAAGAAUCAAGGAAAAUCAACCGUCUCUACAUCGAGGGCAUCUCAUUCUUCUAUUCCACCAUUGCAUCCUCCUUCACAUGGCCCGUCGUCAAAGAGUAAAGAGAAAUCAACUAUAUCUACACCGAGUCCAUCACUUUCUUCCAUUCCACCAGUGCAUCCUCCUUCACAUGGCCCGUCAUCAAAGAGUAAAGAGAAAUCAACUGUAUCUACACCGAGUCCAUCACUUUUUUCCAUUCCACCAGUGCAUCCUCCUUCACAGGGGACAUCAUCAUUUUCACAUUGUUUUUAUGGUACCCUGCCUCCCCUAGGCUAUAGCUUGAUCUCUCCCCCGAGAUAUAGUCCGAUGCCUCUACAAGGCUAUUCCGGGAUUUCACCUACUGCACCUUUCUACAAUAUGCCUCCCCCAGGCUGUUCCUCGAUGCCUCCCUCUUAUAUAACUCCACCUGGAAUGCAUUCCGCUUACCUCGCUGCCAUGGAACGAUGUCCAUCUCCAGAGACUCAUUCGUCAGAGGCCACUCGAUCAGCCAGUCCACGCCUUUCUAGGCUAAAUGGUGGAUCGAGAAAUUCUGAGGCAUCUCCUAGCCGUUCUUCUACUCCGUCUUCAGUUGAUGGUCCAAAUCUUCCAUCACCUGGAAAGUUAGAUCAUCUACGGAGGGUGCGCAUCAUCGCUGAUGGAGAAGGGUUUUAUCCUUCUAGGCCAGCUGCAAAUGCAAUCUCAACAGCAAUACAAAAACUUUAUAGUGGUGCCUUCGCGACGUGGGGUGAAGUGCCGUGUCAUACGUAG